Messenger RNA from Aegilops tauschii subsp. strangulata, 1502 nucleotides. RefSeq lists its product as uncharacterized. Gene Ontology annotation, molecular function: protein binding. Lineage: Eukaryota; Viridiplantae; Streptophyta; Magnoliopsida; Poales; Poaceae. The record is from RefSeq and is a predicted model, not a curated record.
CAUUAGAUUAGUUGCGGCAUUGGGGUUUCCCAUGGAGGAGACGGAGAACGGACCGCGCCAUGGCUGCCCAGGUCCAGCCGACCUCAUCAGCGCCCUCCCAGACGAUCUGCUCCUCCAGGUCCUGGAGCGCCUCGGCGCCGCCGCGCGCACCAGCGUCCUCUCCCGCCGGUGGCGCGGCCUCUGGACCCGCCUGCCCCACGUCACCAUCGCCCUCCACGACGUCCCGUUCCGCUCGAUCCAGGCGGCGCUCGCCCGCGCCGUCCGUCCCGGGGUGUGCCACUACCGCCUCGACAUCCGCGUCCGCUGGCAAGCCACCCCGCUCCGCACCGCCAGCGUCUCCUCGCUGCUCCUCGCCGCGGCGGCGCUCUCGCCCGUGGAGGUGCUCUUCGUCCUCUCGCCGGACGUCCUGCUCCCACGCCUGGACCGGCUCCCCGUGGAGCAGUUCUACGCUCUUCUCCCGUGGAGCGCGCGGAGCCCCCUUGUGGGGGUGGACCUGCCCCGCUUCCGCCGCGCCACCUCCAUCGACCUGCGCGCGCGCCACCUCCGCCUCUUCGCGCCGCCCUCCGGGUUCCCCUCGCUGGAGAGGCUCGCCCUCACCGGCUGCGACGUCGACCUCGCCGCCUUGAUCCCUCGCUGCCCGCGCAUCCGCGCACUCAGGGUGAACAACAAUGGCGUGUUGCCCAUGGACAGCAUCACCGUCCACUCGCCGUGCUGCGGGAGCUCUCUGUGGAGAGCAGCAACACAUGGACAAGCUGUGUCGAUGUCGAGGCGCCCGUGCUCAAGCAACUGAACCUGUCUUUCCAUGCAUCACAGAGACAACUGAGUAUGUUACUGUAAUUCACAUUUGUUUUAGGUGAAAGAAGCAUGCCAGUAAAUUGUCUCUGUGAUGAGCCCAAAGACUGGAGGACACAAACUAUCUCCAUGGCUGAUCUUGAAACCGUGGAAAUUGAAGGUGUCAACGGGGAGGAUCAUGAGUCUGAUUUUCUGAAAAUGAUCUUUACAUGUGCUCCAAUGCUUAAAAGAGUGACUCUGAGGUUGGCAGAUGGUAUCACCCCAUGUGUCGAUUGGUGCACAAAAGUAGACAACAUCUUCAAGGCGUAUCCUUCUGUGAAGUGCAAAGUUGAUCUGGGUCAACAUGUCGCAGCCAAAGUUUUGCAUUGACAUGAUUCAUUGUGCUUACAUUUGUGGAUCCAGUGUGGUCAGCAACAAGACCAUCCUCUCCCACGCCCGACCAACUCCUGUCAGAUUUCAGAUUCUUGCUUCAUGGCUUCAAUCCAUACUAUACUACUUUCUGUUAUUCUCCAACUGUAGUGGAGCUACAGGGUCGAAGUGGUGCCCUCUUGUGUAACUCCUUGCAAGGUUGCUAUGGCCCUUUUAUAUGGCACUGUCAUCUUUUGAUAGGAAAUUGCCAAGAUUAGUAGUGAACUCAACCUAUGUUGUUGCCCAAGUGAUGUUUGGGAAAUACUUAAGUGCCUGGCUUACAUUGGUUCUUUUCUCCAGCA